GUUCGGCGUCCAAAAAACCUUCCACCCGGGCCAUGGUCGCUGCCAAUCAUCGGAUACCGAUUCGACUCGGGUCUAAUUCAUGAGGCUUUCGUGGACUUGGCGAGGAAGUAUGGGCCCGUUUCUAGCGUUCGGAGAGGCCCGUUUCUCUUUGUUGUCUUGAACGACAGGGCGAGUAUGAAACAAGCUCUGGUGAAGUCAGGAGAAUUCUUUUCAGACCGAUUCGUACCAGGGCAUAUCAGAUGGGGAAUUCCAGAUGCUGAAAAGAAUGCUGCCAUUGUUUGGAGUAAUGGCAAGCCAUGGGAUGACCAGCGAAAAUUCUUCGCUCUUUCGGCUUUGGUAAGAAGAGCCUUGUCCCUCAGAUCAACCUUGAGGCUCGUUAUCUGGCUGACUGAAAUCAAGGCUCUACAUGGUGAACCCAUGGAUCCAUCGGCUUUGUUGAACAAAGCAACUGCUAACAUCAUAGUUCAGCUAGUCUUCGGUCGCCGAUAUGAGUACGACGAUCCCGAAUUUAUUGGAGCUCUGCAAGCAAUGGUGGAUAUCUUUAGGACUUCAUCAUGUCUCAUCUCUACAACCAUCAAGAAACUUUCCAGAAAGAUAAUAUCCGGGACUUCGUUGACGCGUAUAGCACACGACAUCUCGAAAGAUUACUCCAUGGACACGUUCUGGAGGAUUGUGUUGGAUUUCUUUGCCGCAGGUACUGAAACCACAGCGGUGGUGACUUCAUGGGCGAUACUCUACCUAGCUGUUUACCCGGAUGUUCAGAAGAAGGUACAAAAUGAGUUGGAUGCAGUUGUUGGGCGUGGCCGACAACCAAACACCAGUGACCGCCCAAACCUUCCCUACUGCGACGCCACCCUGAUGGAGGUUAUGCGCAUCCGUCCUGUCCUCCCGGUCGCUCUGCCUCACAUGACGUCUGCAGAUGUCUCCAUUGGACCUUAUACUAUUCCCAAGGGGACCAUCGUUAUCCCUAACCUGUGGGCUGUUCAUCAUGAUCCCAAGGAGUGGUGUAAUCCACACCUAUUCAACCCAGACAGAUUUCUCAGUGCUGAUGGUCAAACAGUCGUGAAGAACGAGGCUUGGAUGCCAUUCAGCAUUGGCCGUCGUGAUUGCCUGGGUGUGCAACUUGCCAAGAUGGAAUCAUUUUUGCUCUUCACCAACCUCUUCCAGCAAUUCGAAUUCAAGCUUCCUCCCGACCAACCAACCCACAGCAUGCGAGGUCACCCUGGGCUCUCUAUGCCUCCAGAAAGCUACAAGAUUUGUGCCAUUGAACGCUGAGUUUGGCCGCCUUCACGAGUCUAAAACUGCCGUAUUGCACAAAAGAGUACAUUUUCUGAGAGUUGUCAAAAAGACAAAUGGAAUCAUCCCUCUCAUGUCAUUGCAGUUAAUUCGAAGAAUUUUUUGUAUAACAAUGCAAUAUAAUGAUUAAGAUUUAUAUCACCUCUAUCAGUAACAUGUUGGCUGAUAGAUUUAGGAAUACUUGUUUCAAAGUAUUUUGUAAUUAUAGGAAGAAUUUUGCGGUAUGGCGACAUCAACUUUUUUCCUAGAUGAAACUUAUGUUCUUUCCUGCUAUUAUUACUCUUCUGCUUUUGUUUUCUUGUUUUAAUGAUGAUCUGAAAUUCGACUAUUCACUUUAACUUGGUUGGAUAUUUCUUUUAUAAUUACUAGUGAUUAUCAAGAAAAGUUAUUAUCAAACUGUAUUUGCUUCUCUUAUUUUUAUUGCAUAUUGAUCAACAAUUCACUUGUAACCCAUUAUAAAAAUGUUUGAUACUUCUGAUACUUUUGCAUGUACAUUCUCCAAAAUGGUGGAUUUUAUUCCAAUAAAUUUGAUUUCAUUUGAUUUUAUUUAUUCGUCCAGCAAU
This is a messenger RNA of Strongylocentrotus purpuratus (purple sea urchin), 1859 nucleotides long. Its product is annotated as cytochrome P450 2J2-like. The record is from RefSeq and is a predicted model, not a curated record. Lineage: Eukaryota; Metazoa; Echinodermata; Echinoidea; Camarodonta; Strongylocentrotidae. Gene Ontology annotation, biological process: xenobiotic metabolic process. Gene Ontology annotation, cellular component: intracellular membrane-bounded organelle; cytoplasm. Gene Ontology annotation, molecular function: iron ion binding; oxidoreductase activity, acting on paired donors, with incorporation or reduction of molecular oxygen, reduced flavin or flavoprotein as one donor, and incorporation of one atom of oxygen; heme binding.